Hyaloscypha bicolor E is the source of this 734-nucleotide messenger RNA. RefSeq lists its product as uncharacterized. The record is from RefSeq and is a predicted model, not a curated record. The coding region runs from base 105 to 704 and encodes 199 amino acids. The transcript has 5 exons. Gene Ontology annotation, biological process: small GTPase-mediated signal transduction. NCBI's taxonomy places the organism in Eukaryota, Fungi, Ascomycota, Leotiomycetes, Helotiales, Hyaloscyphaceae. Gene Ontology annotation, molecular function: GTP binding; GTPase activity.
CCUAGGAGCACGAGUCGACAUCGUCUCCAAUUGCUGUGACCUUUUCGCAGAGCGAUAAUUGGAAUCUUCGGAAAAAUACCGUUUGCUGCCUGCUGCCUGCUGCCAUGUCCCAACCAACCCAAAAGAUCUAUCGCAGAAAGCUAGUCAUCAUUGGAGACGGCUUUAUUGGUAAAACAAGUCUACUUGAAGUCUUUACGAAGGGUUACUUCCCAACACAUUACAUCCCCACAGUCUUCGAAAACUAUGUCACAGAUUGUCGUGUAGACGGCAGGUCUGUACAGUUGUCAUUGUGGGACACAGCAGGCCAGGAAGAUUACGACAGACUGCGGCCACUGGCAUACUCAAAGGCAAAUGUCAUUAUCAUCGGCUUUGCUGUUAAUUCAAGUGAUUCAUUUGAAAAUGCAACACAAAAAUGGGCUGAUGAGGUACUUGAGAAGUGCACGAAUGUACCCGUAAUUUUAGUGGGACUAAAGAAGGAUCUCCGAGAAGACCCAAUUGCCCUCGAAGAAUUACGGAGCAAAUCACAAGAUUUUGUUAACAACAGUGAAGCGUCGGAGAGGGCACGCAGCAUGAGGGCAAGACAGUACCUCGAGUGUUCGUCCUUGACAGGGGAGGGAGUAGACGACGUGUUCGAAGCCGCAACUAGGGCUUCGCUACUCACAGAUAAUGAGGAAGACCCUAGCGGAUGUUGUGUUUUAUUAUGAAAAUACUAGAUAAUCUAUUAAUUGGAGGGG